AUGGACUUUCUCAAACUUGUGGCAAUAUCACUGGCGUUUUGGAGUGGAACUUUAUCGAUUGGAGAAGAUGAUUUGGUAAAAGAUCUUCCGGGUCUCAUUUUCAAUGUGAACUUUAAAAUGUACUCUGGCUAUUUGAACGCCAAUCAAAAUGGAUCAUGGAAAAUGCAUUACACAUUAACGGAAUCCCGAAAUGAUCCAGCCAACGAUCCGUUACUUGUUUGGUUUAAUGGCGGUCCUGGUUGCUCCUCGUUUGCUGGUCAAUUCGAAGAACUUGGUCCGUUCUAUGUGAAUAAAGAUGGGAAAAGUCUAUAUGAGAAUGUCUACUCGUGGAAUGCUCGUGCAAACGUGCUCUACUUGGAAUCGCCAAUCGGUGUCGGCUUUUCGUAUGAUACGAACACGAACAACUACACAUAUGCCUCCGAUGAUCAAACGGCCGAUCAAAACUAUGCGGCACUCAAAGAUUUCUUUGCCAGAGUUCAAACGAAAUACCAAAAACGCAAGUUUUUCCUCUCUGGUGAAUCCUAUGCGGGAAUCUAUAUCCCAAUGCUCUCCGCUCGCUUAGUCAAAGGGAUCAAUUCGAACGAUUUCCCGAAUCCCAACUUUCAGGGAUCGGCAAUUGGAAACGGUUUCAUGAAUGUGGCCUAUUUGCAAAAUUCGCUUAUCCUCUGGAGCAUGUACCAUGGACGAAUCUCGUUGGAUGACUGGGACGAUAUCAAGAAGUAUUGUCGUGAUGAUCAAACCACUGAUAUGGACAAUGUGGAUUUCUCGAAGCAUUUCAUCUCCACCACCAAUCAAAUCGAUUACGUGAGCGAUAACUCUCGUUGCGGAAAUCUCACCGCUCAGUGGCUCAUUUUGCCCGAUAACAUGGAUCAAUACAAUUACUAUCAAGAUUGCUAUACGGGAAGUUCGAUAAACGUCGUCAAUGCAACUGUUUCAUCGUUUACCGAGAAACCAGAACAUGCUGGUAAAAACUUCAAGCGUGUCUUCGCUGGGCCACGACGCUUUGGGUUAGAUCCAAAUACAGCGAACACAUACAACUAUGACUCGACGGACAAUCAAUGGGGUUACAUUUGUUGGAAUGAAGACGCUCUUUUCAAGUGGGCGAAUCGACGAGAUGUGCAAAAAGCUUUGAACAUUGAUCAAGAAUGGCAAAACCGAAAGGACAACGAUGGGAAACCAUUCCCGUGGACAGAUUGCAACAAUGCUCUUUAUGACAGCUAUCAUUUAACGUACAACACGACAAAUCAAUUCUUUGACUAUGUGAUUAAGAAUGUUAAGACACCAAAUUUCCGUUUCUUAAUCUACAAUGGAGAUGUUGAUACGGUGUGCAAUUAUUUGGGUGACGCUUGGCACAUGAGAGAUGUCACAAAUCAAAAUGCUUUCACAUCAACACCCCGUGAUCGUUGGUGGUUUCGUGAUCAAGUGGCCGGCUUCUAUCAGCGCUACACGAAACAACAAAUCACGAUCGAUGUCUUGACUGUUAAGGGUGCUGGCCACAUGGUGCCCAACGAUCGACCCGGACCAUCGAUGCAAAUGAUCACGAAUUUUAUGUUCCCCGACACAAAUGGCCUCGUUGACUACUCGUCGAAUCAAACGGCCGAUCCAACGAGGAAACCCGCUGAUUUGUUGACAACUUCUACGGUACUGCCCACCGAUUCGACGACAACAAAUGACGCUUUCGCCCGCUCGCUUUUGUCAUUGUUAUCCCUUUUGGUGGUUUUGUUGUUG
This is a messenger RNA of Mesorhabditis belari, 1728 nucleotides long. Lineage: Eukaryota; Metazoa; Nematoda; Chromadorea; Rhabditida; Rhabditidae. The record is from the annotation of a GenBank genome assembly.